Messenger RNA from Gadus chalcogrammus (walleye pollock), 2378 nucleotides. Its product is annotated as zinc finger protein 37-like. Gene Ontology annotation, biological process: regulation of transcription by RNA polymerase II. Gene Ontology annotation, molecular function: DNA-binding transcription factor activity; RNA polymerase II cis-regulatory region sequence-specific DNA binding. NCBI's taxonomy places the organism in Eukaryota, Metazoa, Chordata, Actinopteri, Gadiformes, Gadidae. Bases 478 to 2166 code for a protein of 562 amino acids. The record is from RefSeq and is a predicted model, not a curated record. The transcript is spliced from 7 exons.
GGUGGGCACGCAUGCGUUCUAUAUUUCUGCAUACGGUACGUCACGAACUAGGCCACGUGUCUUGGCCCCAUAACGCCGAAACAAAUCGCUCCUGUAUGUUACCCUGCGCCACUGAGCAGUUUGUAUAGGAAUGAAUGGGCGGCCAGUCCGUGGUCCAUCCUUUAUUAUGUCCAUGCUCUGGCAGCAUCUUUAGACGGAUGAGGAAGCCGGAGCCAAUACGUCAUAGGCCACGCCUACUGGAUACAAACGCAGCGCGGGAGUCAGAUGAGGUCAGGUACAUAUGGCCGUCCCGUUGCUAGAACACGGCAGCGCCAAACAUUUCACUGACGACUGCUUCCUCAACUUGGGCCAAUACAGAGCUGGACUUGCUCAACGUCUGAAAAUCAAGUCUGGAUCAGUACCAACUCUCCUCGGCUCAGCUACAAACCUCGAAAAAGCCAGCUCAUCAAGUGCUUACAUUCAGCAGCUUCUCAAGGGAUGUUGCCUGCCAGACAGAAAACCUGGAAACGCAUAUUUGUAGGCACAAAGCUGUCCUUAAAGUCUAUGCAGCCCCAUUUUAAAAGUGAAGAAGACUGCGAUGCCUUUGGAGACCGUAGCACUCAGCGUGGCGCCACAUCAGAGAGCCUGGGUGUUGUCGCCCCUGGCUCCUCCUCCCACAUGUCCAGUCACAGCGAGGAACUGGUGCAGCAAACCCCAGACACCAUUUCAAUCAAGCUUGAAGAGGAUAUUGGUGGAGGCUUGCCCGCUGGAGAAGACUGCGAUGCCUUUAGAGACCGUAGCAAUCAGCGCAACGCCACCUCAGAGAUUCUGGGUGAGGACGCCCCUGGCUCCUCUCACAUGGCCAGUCACAGCGAGGAACUGAAGAUUCUGAGUGUCUACGGAAAAGGGGAGGGCCCACUGGCGGUGGACGGCCAUAACACCCUCUUCACCGCGUCUGAAGUGGAGGCCCUGAACUUGCUGUCUGCGGACCACAGUGCGGCCAAGAGCCUGGAGCGCGGCGAGCGGCUGGUCUGCCACGAGGAGCUGAGUGUGCAGCCGGAGACCCCAGACACCAUUUCAAUCAAGGUUGAAGAGGAUAUUGGUGGAGGCAUGCCCGCUGUAGAAGACGUCAAUGACAUCAGAGACUGCAGCACGCAGCGUGGUGCCACCUCGGAGAGUCUGGGUGUGGACGCCCCUGGCUCCUCCCACAUGUCAAGUCACAGCGGGGAGCUGCGGAUCCUGAGCGUUUACGGAAAAGGGGAGGGCCCACUGGCGGUGGAUGGUUGGUGGACGGUUUCUCCCAACAAUGCCAAUAUGAUCGUACACAUGAGGACCCGACCAGACGAGAAGCCGUACGGGUGUGACCAAUGCACGAAGAGCUUCAGUCAGAAAGGCAACCUGAAAAUCCACAUGAGUACGCACUCCGGGGAGAAGCCCUACAGGUGUGACCAAUGCGCAAAGCACUACAGUCAUAGCUACACCCUCAAGAUGCACAUGAGGACCCACACCGGUGAGAAACCCCACAGGUGUGACCAAUGCAGGAAGCGCUUCAGUCUAAGUGAACACCUGAAGGGCCACAUGAAGACUCACACCUGGGAGAAACCCUACAGCUGUGACCAUUGCAAAAAGCGCUUCGCUCGGCAUGGCGACCUGAACGUCCACAUGAGGACUCACUCCGGCGAGAAGCCCUACAAGUGUGACCAAUGCACGAAGAGCUUCAGUCAGAAAGGCCACCUGAAGACCCACAUGAGAACUCACUCCGGCGAGAAGCCCUACAAGUGUGACCAAUGCACAAAGCACUUCAGUCAGACAAGAGGCCUGAAGACCCACAUGAGGACUCACUCUGGGGUGAAGCCCUACAAGUGUGACCAAUGCACGAUGCGCUUCAGUCAGAAAGGUACUUUGAAGAUCCACAUGAGGACUCACUCCAAGGAGAAGUCCUACAAGUGUGACCAAUGCACAAAGUGCUUCAGUCUGAAAGGCAACCUGAAGACCCACAUGAGAACUCACUCCGGCGAGAAGCCCUACAAGUGUGACCAAUGCACAAAGCGCUUCAGUCGGAACAGAGGCCUGAAGAUCCACAUGAGAACUCACACCGGCGAGAAUCCCUACAGGUGUGACCAAUGCACGAAGGGCUUCAGUCUGAAAGGCACCCUGAAGAUCCACAUGAAGACUCACUCCGGUUAGAAGCCCUGCCUGUUAGUGCAUUGCAACGCCAGCUACAGCGACCCAAGCGAUUUGAGUGUGCACAUGCUCAAGCACACGGGCAAUGGGGUGCUUUCACACAGGGUAACGGGGCGCUUUGAUUGAGAGCUCUGUCCGGUAUUUGUCGAAAUUAAUGCUUUUAGUUUUUCUUUUCAUCAGGAUUAAACAUUUUCCAGCUUUUGAUUCGCUUUGUU